ACGAGCAUCAGAUCAUGUGACUACUCACAGCAAACAGUAGCUGGUAGCUUAUCUGUCUGUAUUUAUUAGAAAUUAUUUUAUGUUAUGUUUUAGGUAUCAUAAAUAUAGUCAUUAUGUUGUUAGUGUUAUCUGACGAGCAUAAGGAGCACCUCGGGUUUUUAUCUGAUGUAGACCCAGCGGUUGUUGGCGAGUUUGGCAGAAUUGCUGUGGAGUUCCUGAAGAAAGGCUCAAACCCUAAAAUCUAUGAGGGAGCAGCAAGAAAGCUGAGUGUCCCAGCAGAGACGGUGCAGCAUGGCGUUGAGGGACUGAUGUUUAUUCUUACUGAAAGUUCAAAGCUUAUGAUCUCUGAAGUGGACUUUCAGGACUCGGUGUUGGUGCUGGGUUUUUCAGAGGAGCUCAAUAAACUCCUGCUACAACUGUAUUUGGAAAACAGGAAGGAGAUCCGUCAGAUUCUGAGUGAACUCGCCCCGUCUCUGCCCCACUAUCACAACCUCGAGUGGCGGCUUGAUGUCCAGCUGGCCAGCAGGGCUCUGAGACAGCAGGUCAAACCUACAAUCAGCCUGAAGCUCCAUCUGGAGAGUGGAGACACGCAGAGCGCCCGUGUUCUACAGACGGACCCUGCCACACUGCUGCAUCUGAUCCGGGAGCUGGAGCGAGCGCUCGCUGAGGUCAAGAGCAACCACUGCCGCCGAAUCCUCCGCAACAUCAAAUAGGAGUGUACAGAAAGUGGGCACUAGAUGGUGUGAAAGGUCACCUAAUGCAGUGUUCAGGAGCAUUUCUGUUCUGCACAUUUUACAGCAGUUAGUUUUUAGUUCAUGAACUGGUGAGUCAGGUGUGUUGUAACAGGAAAAUGUGCAGUGUAGGACCAGGCACAUGAACUCUGAAGUGCUUGAUACAAUAAAGGCUUAAGUGAAGACACUUAAAGUCCUUCAGUGUCAUCACCUGAAUGUAAAACUCUCAACACUCAUUUAACAAAGGUAUGAAUAAUGUUAGAGCUCGAGCGUUUAUGCAUAAUGUUUUAAUUUUUGUCUUUUUUGACAGUUUAGUUGUUCUAUGGACAUAACAAUAUCAGUGUUUUUCUUUAUUAUCUGGAAAAAAAAACAUUUUGGGACCAUUUCUAAACUUACUGAGGCUGAAGAGUGAAAUUAAUUUUCAUUUUUGCUUUUAAUAAUGUUCAAAAAUAAAUUUUCUCUAAAUCUAAA
Molecule: messenger RNA, 1202 nt
Organism: Neoarius graeffei (lesser salmon catfish)
Lineage: Eukaryota; Metazoa; Chordata; Actinopteri; Siluriformes; Ariidae
Gene: commd2
Product: COMM domain containing 2
Exons: 5
Coding region: 114-713 (199 amino acids)
Source: RefSeq, a predicted model, not a curated record